AUGGCUGGAAAACCACAAAACCUGAAUGCUUUUCUCUUCCUGCAAAAGAUCCUGCUCACGAAAACUUGGAGUAAAAUAUACUUGCAGAGAAAAGCUAGCAACUCCCAUGGAUUCCAACCACAAUUCAACAAGUACCCUUUUCUUGCAAAUGGGCUAGAAACGCAUUCAGACAAAGCAUUGAUGUUUCAUACGGAGGGGGCACUGUUGAAAUCAUCUUCAGUCUUCUCUUACUUCUUUCUGGUAGCCUUUGAAGCUGGAGGGCUCUUAAGAGCUUUCAUUCUGUUUCUUUUGCACCCUAUCAUUUGUUUGGUUGGUAAGGAAUGGGGGCUGAAGAUUAUGGUUUUUGUUUGCUUUGUCGGAUUGAAGGAGGAGAGUUUCAGAAUCGGAAGAACUGUGUUGCCCAAGUUCUUCUUAGAGGAUGUUGGGAAUGAAGGCUUUGACAUGGUGAUGAAAUGUGGUGGUAAAAAAAUAGGAGUGACUGAUAUGCCUAGAGUUAUGGUGGACUGCUUUUUGAAAGAUUACUUGAGGGUUGAGGCUGUUGUCGGGAGAGAGUUGAAGGUGGUUUGUGGGCAUUUUGUAGGCUUGAUGGAGGAAAAGAAGCCAAGCAGUACUGCUUUCCUGGAACUGGAUGAGCUUCUUGGGAAGGAGAACAUGGACUCAUCUGUUAUUGGCAUCAGUUGCUUCAACAACUCCCUUGAUCAACAACUCUUUUCUUGUUGUGAGGUUCUUUACAUGGUAAGUGAAGCUGACAAGAAGAAUUGGCAGGCCCUUCCCAGGGAGAAAUAUCCAAGACCAUUGAUUUUUCACGAUGGAAGGUUGGCUUUCAGGCCAACUCCACUUGCUAGUUUACGGAUGUUCAUGUGGAUUCCAUUCGGAAUUUUCCUACUAAUUGUUAGAGCAACAGUCGGGUGCCUGAUUCCAUACAAGUUUUCUACGCCAUUCUUAUGCUUUACAGGGCUUACAGGCACCUUAAUCAGGCCAAGCUCCUUCCCUGACCGUGCUGAUGAUGAACAAAAACAAGGGGGUGUGCUCUAUGUGUGCAACCACAGAACUCUGCUUGAUCCAAUCUAUGUUUCAAUUGGUCUUGACAAACCUUUUAAUGCAGUCACAUACAGUUUAAGUCGGAUGACAGAGCUGUUGGCACCAAUUAAGACAGUUCGGUUAACAAGAAACAGGGAGGAAGACUCCAAGAUGAUUGGAAAGCUACUGAAACAAGGUGAUCUAGUUAUCUGUCCUGAAGGAACCACUUGCAGGGAGCCGUAUUUACUUAGGUUUAGUCCUCUAUUUGCAGAGAUAACAGAUGAGAUAGUCCCUGUUGCCAUAGAUUUCCAAGUAAGCAUGUUCUAUGGAACAACAGCCAGCGGGUUCAAAUUCUUAGACCCCUUUUUCUUGCUCAUGAAUCCGACAAGCCACUGCUCUGCCAGCAUCCUCGAGAAGUUACCGAAAUCUCUUACAUGUCAAGGAGGAGGGAAAUCAAAGUUUGAGGUAGCCAAUCGUGUCCAGGCAAUAAUUGCGAAAGCCUUAAAUUUUGAAUGUACAUCUUUGACUAGAAGAGACAAGUACAUGAUCUUGGCAGGCAACCAGGGAAUAGUCUAGCAAAUCCCUCAGGCCGGCAAUAAACUAAAAUCCAAAUCUUCUUAAAAAGUUGGUUUUUUCCCAUUUAUUUUUCUGUGUGGAAUGUUAUUCUAUGAAAGACAAAGGGUGGGCAUUUGGGUAGUUGAAAAUUAAUGUUAACUGAUGAUGUGUAAUUCGAUUUUUUUUUUCUGUUUAUGAUGAUGAGAUCAUAUCUGAUAUCAGAAUAUCUUAAACCAUGAGUUGGAAACA
This is a messenger RNA of Theobroma cacao (cacao), 1824 nucleotides long. RefSeq names its product putative glycerol-3-phosphate acyltransferase 3. Gene Ontology annotation, biological process: cutin biosynthetic process. Gene Ontology annotation, molecular function: phosphatase activity; glycerol-3-phosphate 2-O-acyltransferase activity. The record is from RefSeq and is a predicted model, not a curated record. Gene Ontology annotation, cellular component: membrane. Lineage: Eukaryota; Viridiplantae; Streptophyta; Magnoliopsida; Malvales; Malvaceae.